CGCUGGGCCCUAGCCCAGCCUCUGCCUGGGAAGUUCCCUCUGGGAACGUCUUCCGGUGGGUACUACAGGCCUGAUUCUAGGCCCUAUGGCCUGUGGAACCGCACCACUGGGGGGAAGGCUGGGCCGGACAGAGUCAUCACGUGUGGUGCCGGCCCCAUGGAUGACGUGGAGUGGACACAAAGCCCCAAGCCUGAGGAGCUAAGGGUUGGGCUCAUCAGCUGGGCAGGAUCCUACCUCACUUAUGAGACGUAUACGAAUAUAGUCACUGCUACUGCGAGGGGUUUGGGCCGGAGACAGACCUGGGAGAUCUUGGUGAGCAAUCAACACGAAGCACAGGCUGUUGUACGACUAAGGAGCUUUCAGGGCCUCUACCUCCUAUGCGAGGCAGAUGGCAGUCUAUCCUAUGGCCGGCCAAGGACCAGCCACCAUGGAUGCUUCCUACUGCGUUUCCACCGCAAUGGCAAGUGGACUCUCCAGUGCAUUAUUAGUGGCCGUUAUCUGGAGUCUGAUGGUGAAGAUGUGUUCUGCAACUCCAGGGUCCUCUCGGCUUACCACAUGUGGACCCCCCGGCCAGCUCUGCAUGUCCAUGUGAUCCUCUACAGCCCCAUUAACCACUGCUAUGCCCGGGCUGACACUACCACGGGCCGCGUCUGGGUGGAUGCGCCAGUGCCCUGCCUGGAGGAAUGUGGCUUCCUGUUGCAUUUCCAAGAUGGAUGCUACCACUUGGAGACCUCAACACACUUCUUCUUGUCCCACUUAGACCGGCUGGCCCCCCAACCCUCAUCACAGACAGCUUUUCACAUGCAAGUGCGACCUGGAGGGCUCGUGGCACUGAGCGAUGGAGAAGGAGGCAUAUUGUAUCCACAGGGCACACGUCUGCUCCUGGGCCUGGGCUCCAGUCCCCAUAGGGGUGAGGAGUGGUUCAUCCUACAGCGCUGUCCGACGUGGGUCAGCCUCAGGUCAAAGACUCGGAAGUUCCUCUCCAUCAUCUAUGAUGUUGAGGUAUAUGCUGCCUCUGAGCACGUAACCCCAAUGUCCUUGUUCCAGUUUGAAUGUGACAACGAGAGCCUCACCCUGCAGCUUCGUGCAGCAAAUGGCUGCUACCUAGCCCAGAGGCACCACAGGACAGUGGUAGCUAAUGGGCACCCAAUGGAGCCUGGCACCUUCUUCCACAUGCACUGGAACUGCGGCAGGAUUAUCCUGCAGGCUCCCAAUGGACGCUUCUUGGGCAUCAUAGACAAUGGCCUGCUGAUGGCCAAAGCCACCAUUCCAGGCCCAAAUGAGGAAUUUGGGAUUCGAUUAGCUAACCGUCCCUUCCUCGUAUUGCGAGGUCGUUAUGGGUAUGUGGGCACCUCAUCAGAACACGACCUAAUGAAGUGCAAUAUGGAUCAGCCUGACUGCAUUCACCUGCUGCCUUGCCGCCAAGGCAUCUACCACUUCCAGGGGUGGAUCCUUCUGGUCAAUAACGUCCUUUGGCACCUUUCGCCCUUGGGGAAAGUUCGCUCUCAACUUCUGUAUAGAGCUUCAUGGGAGCAACUUGCUCACAGUACUGGCACCCAAUGGCUUCUACAUGCGAUCCGACCGAAGCGGCACCCUGUUGGCAGACAGCGAGGAGAUUACCAAAGAGUGUAUUUGGGAAUUUUAGGUCAAUGGGAUGCUACCUACAGAAAUCCAAAUCCUCCAGGAGAACCUACUACGCUAAACACAAGAGGAACCCCAGAGUCCAAAUCCAUGAGAAUAUCUGUUACAGAACUUUCCCUACCCAGUUUAGCAAAACACCUGUUUCGAGUGACAAUACAUCACAAAAGGCCACCCCCAAGACCCUGGUGUGCAUCUGACUCAGUACAGAAUAGGGGUCUGAAUAUGGGUGGAGACUGAGGCCCCAGACCACUCCAAGUUCUAUCCAGAAGAGGCGGCACCAAACGGUAACCAGUUCUUACAAUGAUCUUUCCCAUUCCCACCAGAAUCGCUAGACUUUUUCCAGUGACUCCAUAAGGAGCCAGUUUUGCCCUGAAGGAUUAAGAAUCCAGAUAUGAUUAGCUGUCCUUUUGGUUUUGAAAGAAUGAUUACUAAUCCUAUGGGCACAGGGCAAUGGUAAUAACACCUUAGGCUGGUAUAGCACACUCCCUCAGCACCACCCUGGAGGUUUACCAAUUAUCCUACCUUAUCAUUACCUUUGAUCUCAUCAGUUGGGCAAGAUAGGUACUUUCCCCAUCACUGCCCACCUUUUACAGGGAGCUGAAGUGAUUUGCCCAAGGUCCCACGACUGGGGUUUCUGACUCAAUUUCCUCAACUAGAAUGGACUGUAAUGUCCACUACUCUUUCCAUCAAAACAGAGUUUCCAAAAUGACCAUCAUUCUUGUACUGUCUGUAUAACUUUGGCCUUCAUCUACCUACCAUAUGCUCUAUCAAUGUCUUUAUUGACAUAGACUCUUAAGUACUUUUAUUUAGAAAGGAAUAUUUUAAUCACUGUCAUAAAAUGGACGACCAGAAUCACUUGCCAUAAAUAGAAAGUGACCUUAAAAAUAAAUACAAUCAGGGCCACCUGAGUGGCUCAGUCAGUUAA
Neofelis nebulosa (Clouded leopard) is the source of this 2566-nucleotide messenger RNA. RefSeq names its product fascin actin-bundling protein 3 (gene FSCN3). Gene Ontology annotation, cellular component: cytoplasm; filopodium; actin cytoskeleton. The coding region runs from base 157 to 1878 and encodes 573 amino acids. Lineage: Eukaryota; Metazoa; Chordata; Mammalia; Carnivora; Felidae. The transcript has 7 exons. Gene Ontology annotation, biological process: establishment or maintenance of cell polarity; cell migration; actin filament bundle assembly. The record is from RefSeq and is a predicted model, not a curated record. Gene Ontology annotation, molecular function: actin filament binding; protein-macromolecule adaptor activity.